This is a messenger RNA of Aplosporella prunicola CBS 121167, 3720 nucleotides long. RefSeq lists its product as uncharacterized. The record is from RefSeq and is a predicted model, not a curated record. Gene Ontology annotation, biological process: phosphorelay signal transduction system; phosphorylation. Gene Ontology annotation, molecular function: phosphorelay sensor kinase activity. The coding region runs from base 1 to 3720 and encodes 1239 amino acids. The transcript has 2 exons. Lineage: Eukaryota; Fungi; Ascomycota; Dothideomycetes; Botryosphaeriales; Aplosporellaceae.
AUGUACCUGGUGAGCGACGACAAUGCCACCGCCAACGAACUGGAAUCCCGAGAGCGCGUCUGCAAGGCCGCCGUCGCCACUCUCAAUCAAGUCGGCCUGGCCGAUUUCCUGCAGCACGAUCCCAAGCCCACCUUUGUCCUGGACCUCGACGUCUCCGACAUUUUUGGCAAAAUCCUGCAGCCCGUCUACACUAACCCGGCCCUUUUGGCUGGCGAUUCGGGCGCCCUGCUGAGCGUGAUAUCUGGAAAGUCCAACCUGGACAGGCCCGGCGCCUUCUCGUUGAAGCCGUAUGCAAAGUACAGGAAAUGGAUAUAUGAGAAAGAGAUGGACCCGCCGCUGCGCGGAAUCACCUUCAAUGGCAUGUUUUGGACCAAGGUUAUUAUCAAAGACCGGUGGAGCGUGAUAAGUGGGGUCCAGCCCGAGGCCAUCCUGGAGCCUCCGACGCCGAAGCUCGGUCUCUCUCCCGUCCCUACAAGGAACCACUCUCCAACCAAAUCCGACGAUAGCGGAGGCGGGAAAAGAGCCAGCAUCGUGAAGCGCGAUGGCCAAGACGUCUCUGGGCAAUCUGAAGGAAGCUCGCCUGCCGCAAACUAUCCUGAUGAGUCCAUUUCACGCUUGACAAAAUGGGACCCACAGUAUGGCGAGGGCGUCGACGAUUUGGCUCCAGAACUCGACUGGACCCACCCUGAUGAACCUCCAGAUUUACCAUCCCAUGUGCAAUUUCUCCGCUCCAUUGAUUGGGGUUCCACUCCCAUUGGUCCUAUGGAGGCGUGGCCAACAGAACUUCGUGUCAUGGUCAAUCUUGUUAUGCGGACUCCUGAGCCAGGCGUACUGUUUUGGGGAGAAGAAGUGAUAAUGAUAUACAACGAGGCCUACAUCCCAUUGGUUGGAGACAAGCAUCCAACGUGCAUGGGAAAUUCUGCAAAGACGGCCCUCGUCGAGUACUGGGAGCACUUUACCCCUUUCAUUACGCGCAACAAGUUGACUGGAGAAAUCGUUACUGAAUCAGAUCUUCCAAUCUUCCUACUGAGAAAUGGCAUGCUGGAAGAGACCUAUUACUCUUUCACAUUCCUACCAGUCAUGGAUGCAAUGGGUAAUGUGGUCGGACACUACGAACCCGUUACGGAAACCACAAGGGCAGUAGUGUCAGAAAGAAGAUUGGCAACACUUCUCAGGCUAAGCGAGGAAACCGGACGAGCUCGAGACUUGGACAAUUACUGGCAUUCGGUCAUGCAGGUCCUCGGAAGCAACGAGAAAGACGUUUCGUUUGCUUUGUUAUACUCUGUCGAAGAAGAAGACGAGACUAGUGACGUACUUUCUACUUCUGCCAGUUCAACCGGGUUUUCGAGUAGACAGUGUGUGCUCAAAGGCUCCCUUGGUGUGCCAACUGGACACCCUGCUGCGCCAAACCGUCUCGAUUUAAUACAGAGCCCCGAUGGAUUCAUACCUUAUUUUCGAGAAGCCAUGAAGUCACGGAGACCUACAGUUCUAAAUGUAGAGAAGGCAGCGUUGCCGGAAGAGAUUAUACGUGGUAUAGAGUGGCGAGGCUUCGGCGAUCCAAGCAAGGACUUUGUCGUUUGCCCCAUCACCCCGACUUCAAGCACAAACGUCCAAGGGUUCCUGAUCAUUGGGCUUAAUCCACGGCGGCCCUACGACGACGACUACCAACAAUUUAUUGCAGUUUCGAGCAGACUCUUGGGAACGUCAUUGGCAUCGGUUGUCCUGCAUGAUGACGAGAUCCGGAGACGGGAGAUGAUGAUCGCACAGGCCGAGUCCAUAAAGGCCCAACUAGCAGAGCAACUGGUCGUGAGCCAAAAAGAAGUCGAACGGACCGAGAAGCGGUUCCAGCGCUUUGCCGAGCGCGCUGAUGUGGGAAUCUUUAUCGUUGCCCAGAACGGAUACUACAACUAUCGCAACAAGAGAUGGCACGAAAUGUUCCAACUUCCGGAAACUCAGUUGGACAUUCGCGAUGCGUGGCCUCAGCUGGCAUUCCCCGAGGAUCUCGCAGCUUGCGAGAAGUAUUUUGCCACCUUGAUGACUGAGAAGGCUCCAGUAUCAUUUGAGCUCCGGAUCAACAGAAAAUGGUCACCGCCUGAAAAUGCGGCGGAAAUUCACCAUGAUGAUGGCAGUGAAAAUCAUAUGUGGAUACUGUGUUCGGCAUACCCGGAGCUAUCUGACACUGGCGAUGUCAAAGAAAUUGUGGGCUGCGUGACGGACAUUAGCCGCCAGAAAUGGGCAGAGGGUCUGCAAAAAAAGCGAACAGAAGACGCACUGGAAUCGAAACGCCAACUGGAAAACUUCAUCGACACAACCUCCCACGAGAUGCGCAAUCCCUUGAGUGCAAUCAUUCAGUGCGCGGAUGGCAUCAUCACCUCUAACAGCAGCAUUGUGGCAGAAGAUGGCAGACUGGAUCCUGGAUUGAGCAGUCUAUUGGAGGCGGACAUCGACGCUGCCCAGACUAUUGUCCAAUGCAGCACACAUAUGAAGUGUAUUGUGGAUGAUAUUCUAACCAUGUCAAAGCUAGACAGUGGCCUGCUCGUGAUGACGCCAGUUGCCGCGCAACCGGAAUCGAUAGGUCGACAUGCCGUCAAAAUGUUCGAAGCAGAAGCCAAGGCAGCGGGAAUCGAUUUGGAAUUUGAGAUGGAAUCGACCUACGGCGAACUGGGUCUCGACUGGAUUUCUCUAGACCCAACACGCCUCUUGCAGGUUUUGAUUAACCUCAUCACUAAUGCCAUCAAGUUCACUCGGCUGGAGACGAAACGUCAGAUCACUGUUAGCAUUGGUGCGAGCAAGGAACGGCCUGAAACAUGCAGUGCAGGAAACGUGCCAUACAUACGGACGGCGACGGCGGCGGAGGCACCUCCACUUGUGGCGGAUUGGGCCAAAGGCGAGAAUGUCUUCAUCCUGUUCACCGUUCAGGACAGCGGUCGUGGCUUGAGUAACAAUGAGAAAGAUCUUCUCUUCGCACGCUUCUCGCAGGCAUCUCCUCGCACCCAUAUCAGCUACGGCGGCAGUGGGCUGGGAUUGUUCAUUUCACGCAGGCUCACUGAGAUGCAAGGUGGCGCCAUCGGCUUCUCCUCCGAGUCGCACAAGGGCAGCACGUUCUCGUUCUACGUCAAAGCGCGACGCACCAAAAGCCCACCAAGUGCUGAGGGACAGUUCGUACCGGACCUGAUGACACCCGUCCGCGCAGCAUCGCCACCACCUUCCGAUCAAACUAAGUUCCGCAGCCCCACGUCUCCGCGCAGCGCCAGCACGCCAUCAAUCCGACCCGCCCUGCAACCCGGAAAGGUAUCGCUCCCAGACAAGCUGCAUGUUCUGGUUGUUGAAGAUAACCUUGUCAACCAACGCGUGCUGGCCACUCAGCUGCGCAGCAAGGGUUGCCAUGUCAGCGUAGCCAACCACGGCGCUGAGGCCAUCGAACACCUGCGCCGCACGCGUUACUGCAAGUCUGGCGGCUUGGAUCUCUCCGUCAUCCUCAUGGAUUGGGAGAUGCCAGUCAUGGACGGCUUGACGUGCGUGCGCGCUAUCCGCCAGCUGCAGAAGGAAGGCACUGUCGACGGACACGUGCCCAUCAUUGCAGUCACGGCGAACGUACGCAACGAACAGAUCACCAUGGCGAACGAGGCUGGCAUGGACGACGUCGUUUCCAAACCUUUCCGUGUCCCGGAACUCAUGACCCGCAUGCAAGCCCUGAUAGUGAAGCUUGCAGCCCCUUGA